AGGACCGGGAGACCUUGUCAAAGCGGAUAGAAGUUAAUCUUUAUCCCGAAUUUAUUUUUUCUUGUCGCGUCCGCUCACUGUGCGCCGCGUAAACAGUGGCUAGCUGGAACUGGCCAGGCCAUGGAAGUGUUUCCGAGUGCGCGUCGCCAACCUUUAACGUCCCAGUGUUAAAUUAUAAUUCAAAACAGCCAUGGAAAUCGUAGACGUUGAAGAAUGCCAGCCGGACCCGUCGGUCACGACGAGAAAGAGAAGUUUGUGGGCUAAAAUUAACAACAGGACAACGUACAGCUACUUGUUUAACAUAGUGAUUUCGAUAUUGUUGUUAACGUGUUUAGUGUUAAUAUUGUAUUUCUUUAAGGAGUAUUUAUACGCGAUAUUAGUGUGGGUGGACGAGCAGGACCCUUGGAUAAUAUUCCUGUUGUUUAUGGGAUUGUUCUUGAUAGUGAGUUUCCCAGUGACUAUAGGGUACUUGGUGUUGAUAAUAACGAGCGGAUACCUGUUCGGGAUACUGAAGGGUCUGGGGACGGUGCUAGUGAGUGCGAACUUCGGGGUGGCGGUGGCGCACUUCACGCUGAAGGCGCUGCGCGGGUUCCUGCCGCUGGACCGUCUGCUGAAGAACGAGACGGCGCGCGCGCUGCUCAAGGUCAUCUCGGGCCCGCAGGCCUUCAAGAUCGUCUUCUUUGCGCGCCUCACGCCCAUACCCUUUGGCCUGCAGAACACUAUAUUCGCUGUGAGCGACAUCCGCGGCUGCGGCUACCACCUGGCUACCAUGCUCGGGCUGUUCCCCGCGCAGCUGAUCAACGUGUACCUCGGCUCCACGCUGCGCUCCAUGCACGACGUGCUGCACGAGUCGCACGCCACUGGCUACGUGGUGUUCGCGUGCCAGGUGUGUAUGUAGCGGGGCUGCUCCCCGCCCAGCGGAUCAACGUGUACCUCGGCUCCACGCUGCGCUCCAUGCACGACGUGUUGCACGAGUCGCACGCCACUGGCUACGUGGUGUUCGCGUGCCAGGUGUGUAUGUAGCGGGGCUGCUCCCCUCCCAGCGGAUCAACGUGUACCUCGGCUCCACGCUGCGCUCCAUGCACGACGUGUUGCACGAGUCGCACGCCACGGGCUACGUGGUGUUCGCGUGCCAGGUGUGUAUGUAGCGGGGCUGCUCCCCGCCCAGCGGAUCAACGUGUACCUCGGCUCCACGCUGCGCUCCAUGCACGACGUGCUGCACGAGUCGCACGCCACGGGCUACGUGGUGUUCGCGUGCCAGAUCUUAAUCGGCAUCACGCUGAUGGUAUGGGUGGUGCAGAAGGCGCGCAAGGAGCUCACGCUCGCCAUCAUGGCGGCCGAGCUGGGCAGGGAGACGCCUUCCACCAGCAGCUCCAGCUAGCCCACGGCGCCCGAGGACAGCCCCGCCAGCUAGCCACACAGCGUGGCCAACGGGCCAGCGGACAGUAACCCACGGAACGGAGGGGCGAGUAGUGUCUAUGAGUCCACGGCGCCAGAGGACACCGUGGCCAGUACUGACAGCUAGCCAGAGAGUAUGGCCGCUCCGGCCCAUUAGAGAGUAAUAGGGCCAGUUAGCCAGCGGGGAUGGAAUGGCUAGUGAUGUCUGCUUGUCCACAGACCUGGUCAUAAGUGGGCCACCAGACAGUGAAGUAGAUCAGCCUCCAGGUGACAGUGUAGCUAGAGAGAAGCUGGUCUAUAGGCUUGGAUAUAAGUAGGGAGCGCACUUGCGUGCGACCUGUGAUAUUAGACUAAGUAAGUAGGUACCAUUGAGAUCCUUAGAUGGUCUCUUGCAUUGUCAACGUGGCCUUCACGUUGUAACAAUAUCUUUAUACAGUUAGAACGUGAAGCAUGAGUAGCAUGACGAUAAAAGUGCAACCAUGAGUAUACAGGACGAUAACGAAGGUGGAAAAGAGAUGGACAAAUGGACAAUAUGCGAUAGAUCGCAGUGGUGACGUGUGACCUCUGAGAAAAAUGCUCAUAUUCGACUUAUUCUUAGUACUCUUAGAACUUAUAUUGGUCGUUUAAACUGUGUAACGUAUAAAGAUAAAAAUUUCAUGAUAUUUUCUAAAAUGACUUAUGAGAACUGCCAGUGAUCUCUUUUGAUAAACUAAAAAUCAGUGCUUGUCAAAUACAGUCGCCAUGUUAGAAUUACACCUAUACUAUAAGCAUCACUCACACUAUCAAGCAAUGGGGCGAAAUUUUACCAAUUUACGAAGGGUUUUUUUAUCUUAAUAAUAUUAAUCUAUUUCUAGUUGUUUUUUUUGCGUUUGCGUUUGCGCAAACGAAAAUAUAUAUACUACCCAAACAUUACAGAUUCUAGUGAAGGAAAACUAUAUAAUAGGAGUUAGAUGCUUAGAAAGUUUGUUUAAAAUUCGCGCAAGAAGAAUUAACCACCUUAAUCUUUCUUAGGAACAUUUUGAUUGCAGUUUAAGAGUAGGUAGCGCUACCAAAUCUUGUAAGAUAAAACCUGCAGAAAGUACCCUGAACUCGUCCACCCGUUUAACUGAAAAGUCGUAAAUCUUGUUGAUAAGACAAGGUCUAGUGAUGAUCGUUGAACCCUUCAGACGUCAAGUGACGUGCACCGUGCACGGGCACAGCCCAAUAUGAACCUUCGUGCAUGCCGACAAGGUUCACGAGGAGCGACAGGCGCGACGUUCACAGGGUUAAGAGUAUUGCUGUUGCUAGUACUCACUCAGGGUUUUUGUUUUUUCGUAGGAACUGUGAAGCCCACGCAAAGUUUUCCUGGUAAACAGUUUUAAACCGUAAUGCAACAAUAACUAUUGAUGAUAUGUCAUCUCAUCUUGAUUUAAUUAUACAUGUUCCUGAGUAAUAAUAGAUAGGUAGAACACAAUUCUUCGGAAAGUAAACAUCAGUGAGACAUCAUUGGACAUGCCACUGCUCUAUUUCCGAGUCAAUACAAUGUGUAGACCGUAGGCAUUCACUUUGUAGUGGACAUGUUUAAUGUAUCGGAUAAAAAUGCGUCCUAUCGGCAUUCUGCUGGCGGCUCUCCAAGAUGCCACCGCGGCAGACCGAGCACCGAUCUUAAUGCUUGCUCUGCACCGCACGCGGGGCUCAAUCGAUUGAAUGGAGCGUUCGGUGCAAUGGGGAAGGAGAAAGCUAAUGGUAGAUGCUCUUCAAAGUUCCAUGGGUGGAUAAACUAUUUCUUGUUAUUUUAUCCCGUGGAUCAGGACACAACAGUGGGACAAUAACACUUUUGUUUGAAGUCCGCCUUUUGUACUUGUUCUUGUGCAAUAAAGUUUAAAAUAAAUAAAUAAAUAAACAGUGGGACAAUAACACGUUUUAUUAAACUACUUAGUAGUUAUUUCGGAAAAACGUUGACUCUAUUACGAAAAAAAAAAUUAAUAUUACUUCCCGUCAUAUAAAUGUUGCUUGUUGUGUGGCGGCUUAUUUUUAUUAUCGGACAUUUUGCAGAGAAACGAUGGAACCAUAUAGAUAAUAAGAUGUGCUCACACUGCAAUUUUUGACUUGAAAAACUUAUAUAAAUUGUAGCUAAAUCUAUAUAAAUCGUAGUUUUUCCAGUCAAGCAAGAUAUAUAUUAUGUGUAAAAUUUAAUAGAUACACAACUUAAUAUUUUUUUCAAAAAUAUUUUGUCCUGAAAGUAUUUUAAUAUACCUUUAACGGGUAGUUUUCUGAUAUUAUUGAAUGUUGCCAAAUUACGGCCGUAGGAGAAGAGAUUUCGCAUUUAACGUUUCAAGUUUACGUUGCGAUACGAGAUUUAUAGAAAAGGUUUUCAUUUCCUAUAAUUCCUACUACAAUAAUGGUCGUGUUAAGACUAACACCUGGUUUAGACACAAAACUACUGUCAAUUCUUUAACUAGAUCAAUAUAAACGGCAAAAAGAUAUGACCGUUAUAUUAGUUACUGUCAAGUUUAGUGCUAUUAGUUGAGCAGAUAUUUUUUCCCUUCUGGUAACAUUUGGCAUUUAUUCUUAUGAGCUGAGAUCGAGACUAAGUUACCGUUACUUAGUAACGGAUAUUUUAAAUAAUUAUUUAUUGAACUUAUUGUUAGUUUGUAAGCUCCUUCUAAUGUAUCCUAGCAUAAGUAGGUGUUUGUAAUACAAUUAACAAUUAAUAAUUCAAAUAUAAGUAACUUAGGAAACGCUAGGUAUUAGGUCCUACCUAUCCUUAUCGACAUUAUUUUGUCUUAAUAAUAACUUUAUAAAGUCAUAAUAUUGCUUUGGGUCAUAACAUAAUUAAUAAUUUAACUAGGUACUACUACAUAAAAAUGUCUCUUUUGAGAUUUUGGUAUCCGGGGCCGAAUUUUAAACUUGCAUACGCUAUACGCUAACGCGCUUUCUGUUCGAAGUUAUAAUUAGCUUUCAACCAAAAAAAAUCAAGGAAAAUUCGAUGUUUUUGGCAAAUAAUCAAACUCCUUGUUCUUCCUUUUAAAACGUUUAAGACUGAUUCGUUUCGUGUUUGCUUUAGUAGCUGUAUUUGCUUUGUAGUGCGGCGGUUUUUGGUCUAGAAGUCUUCUGGAAAUCGAUUUUCGCUCAUGUCGUCGCAGACAUGGACAUAUUUGGUAUCAGUGCAUUCAGUGUGAUGUCCUGAACACAAAUAUAUGAGAUGACAAGCGCGAAAGUGGUGGGAAAAAAAACAACCCCCAAACCCCCCUCCCUUCUUUCAUUAGCGGGCGCACUUUUCAAAAUUUAUAUAGCCUAUGACAAUUCUGACGAA
Messenger RNA from Cydia strobilella, 4693 nucleotides. Its product is annotated as transmembrane protein 64. Gene Ontology annotation, cellular component: endoplasmic reticulum. Gene Ontology annotation, biological process: regulation of cytosolic calcium ion concentration. The coding region runs from base 191 to 898 and encodes 235 amino acids. NCBI's taxonomy places the organism in Eukaryota, Metazoa, Arthropoda, Insecta, Lepidoptera, Tortricidae. The record is from RefSeq and is a predicted model, not a curated record. The transcript is spliced from 3 exons.